Messenger RNA from Ipomoea nil (Japanese morning glory), 2049 nucleotides. Its product is annotated as WEB family protein At1g12150-like. The record is from RefSeq and is a predicted model, not a curated record. NCBI's taxonomy places the organism in Eukaryota, Viridiplantae, Streptophyta, Magnoliopsida, Solanales, Convolvulaceae. The transcript has 4 exons. The coding region runs from base 310 to 1935 and encodes 541 amino acids.
AAGGAAAAAUUUAUAUAUCAAAAACCGCAGAAACCUCUCAUCACAUUUCUUGCUCCCAUCAUUUUAUGGCUGUUCAUACAUGGCCGAUUAACAGCUCUCACCUUUCAUUCAUCGAUCAAACAUUCCGUUUGGGACAUAACUGAAAGCCGCCGCCGUUGAAUUAAUAUAAUUAAUCAGCAGGGCAGGCAGUGAAGAAGGUGAGCUGUGAAUCCAAAAAUAUAUGGAAUCAGCGUAAACACGAGCCAGCAGAACCAGAAAGUGGAGACCGCCGCCGCCGGUUCUCCGAGGAUAGCUGCCGGUUCUCCGAGGAUGGCUGCUGGUUCUCCGAGGAUGGCUGCCGGUUCUCCGAGGAUGGCCGCAGGUUCUCCGAGGAUGGCCGGCGGGUCUCCGAUGGCUGCCGGUUCGCCGACGACGGGCGCUUCACCUAGACAAUAUUUUGGAAGUCCGACGUUCAGAGGGUCUCCGAGAACGGCGGAGGUGGGGGAGAUAGACACCAGGGCUCCCUUUCAAUCCGUGAAAGCAGCUGUUAGUUUGUUUGGAGAAGCGGGAUCCUCUCCCAAAUCGCCGGCAGCCCACGCCUUUAAAAAGACGACGGCUAAUAAAUCUCCUGAAGAGAGAGUGGUGGAGAAGGAAAGCCAGCUUCACAUGGCCCUGAACCAACUGGACGCCUACAAGCUCCAACUCCGAAACUCGGAAGCCACAAAAGCCGAAGCCCUACGUGACCUUGAGGAAGCCAGGAAAACCCUCCAAGAUCUAUCCGCCAAGAUUGGAACCAUCAAUAAUCGCUCCGAACAACAACCACCAACCCAACCCCCGCCUACCGCCACCGCCACCGACGACUCCUCCCCGCAACGCCGCCGCGAAACAGACCAGCUCACCAUUGACAACAUCGCUUCCGCCGAAGAACUCAACUCCAUAAAGCAACAGCUGGCGCAACUCCGGCACGACUUCGACGCCGCCAUGGAAGCCAAAACCGCGGCCAUCCAGAAGGCCUCGCGCGCCCAGAAUUCCGCCGUGGUUAACCGCGAGCGAGUCAUCGAGCUUUCCAAAGAGGUGGCCACCUUGCGUGAGGCCUUAGCUAAGCUCACCUCGUCUAUCCACUCCCAAUCCCAAGAAGAAGCCGUCAUCGCCGCCAAACAGGCUUCCCUCAAAUCUCUCCAGAAGGCCAAGGAAGACGCGGAGGCAAAGAUGCAGGCUAUCAAUGAAGAAUUUGACCCGGAUAAUCUCACCCAACAUCUCAAGCUAAAGCUGGACGAAACAAAUAACGAGAUCGAAGUUUUGAGAGAGAAACUAAAGAACGCCAAAUCUGCAGACUUGAAUGCCUGGAAAACCGCAGCUUCUGAACUUGAAACCGCCAAGAAAGCCAUGCAAGAAGUAGUUUCCCUGGAAAACUCACUUAGAACCCAGGUGGAUUCCCUCCAGCAAGAACUGGAAAACAACCCAGAUAACAAAUCUCAACCCAAGUUAUUGAAAACCAAUAAUAAUCCCAGUAAAGAGGAGCUCAAAGAAACCAUUAAAGAAGCAGAUACCAAAGAGGACUUGGAUUGUGAUUAUAUAGCCUCAAAAAUCCUGCAACUAACAUCAGAAGCAGAGCUAGCUAUCCGGGAAGCAGAAGAAAUGAAGAGUUACGCUGAAUCAUUCAGGAAAGAAGCAGAAAUCGCAAGGGUUGCCGCCAAAGAGGCAGAGGAGAAACUAGAAAGUGUUCUAAAAGAGGCAAAAUCAACCAGGCUGCUGACUGCAGCAGAUUCUUCAUCAACAGCGCCCCCUGGAGGAGUUGCUGAUCCACCUGCAAUUUCAAAGUUAAAUGGAACGAUCAAAUUGUCAAAGGGCGAAUAUGAAUCUUUGAAAAAGAAAAUCGAGCAGACAAAGAAACUACCUGACAGUAAGAGUAAGCGGUUGAGCAUUACAAGCUGCCCUUCUGGAUGCUUUAAUUGAAGAAAGCAGAAUGAAAUCAUGAAGAUCAGAGCCAAUAUGAUGAUCAAGAAGAAACCUUUUUCAGUGUAUUUUAUUUUUUCCCAUUAUUCACAGAUUUUUGUUGACACUUUAAUU